This is a messenger RNA of Cavia porcellus (domestic guinea pig), 3456 nucleotides long. It is a transcript of the gene C9orf72, whose product is annotated as C9orf72-SMCR8 complex subunit. Gene Ontology annotation, cellular component: autophagosome; endosome. The record is from RefSeq and is a predicted model, not a curated record. Gene Ontology annotation, biological process: autophagy; endocytosis. The transcript has 11 exons. Bases 371 to 1816 code for a protein of 481 amino acids. NCBI's taxonomy places the organism in Eukaryota, Metazoa, Chordata, Mammalia, Rodentia, Caviidae. Gene Ontology annotation, molecular function: guanyl-nucleotide exchange factor activity.
GUUUUUCUUCUCAGAGCUCGCCUUGUUCUCUUUUCCACUCUCUGUCUUGACGGAAGGAGCCGGCGGCUUUCCAACCUGGGGACCGGUGGGGCCACCUGCAGGAGGGCCAGGCGUCGCGGCCGCGGUGGCGCGAAGACUGCGAGGGGCCCAGUUUUGGGUCCGCAGUCUCUGAGCCGGCCCCUUCCCGGGACCCAGCGGAACCACCGCUGGGGACCCCGGAGAAAGGAGCCCCGGGCGCCCGAGGCCUGGUCUAUGCGUGGAGGGAGCCGGAGGGCAGGUGUCGUGGUGAACACUUGAGUCCGCAGGGAGCCAGCGCCGGGAGGAUGGGGUGUCCCCGGAGCGUUGGAUGAUGUGAGAUUGGGUUGCAGUGAUGUCGACUCUGUGCCCACCACCAUCUCCAGCUGUUGCCAAGACAGAGAUUGCUUUAAGUGGUGAAUCACCCUUGUUAGCAGCCACCUUUGCUUACUGGGACAAUAUUCUUGGUCCUAGAGUGAGGCACAUUUGGGCUCCAAAGACAGAACAAGUACUUCUCAGUGAUGGAGAAAUAACUUUUCUUGCCAACCACACCCUAAAUGGAGAGAUUCUACGAAAUGCAGAGAGUGGGGCAAUAGAUGUAAAGUUUUUCGUUUUGUCUGAAAAAGGAGUAAUUAUUGUUUCCUUAAUCUUUGAUGGAAAUUGGAACGGAGAUCGAAGUACUUAUGGAUUGUCGAUUAUACUUCCACAAACGGAACUUAGUUUCUACCUUCCCCUUCACAGAGUGUGUGUUGACAGACUAACACACAUUAUUCGGAAAGGAAGGAUAUGGAUGCAUAAGGAAAGGCAAGAAAAUGUCCAGAAGAUUGUCUUAGAAGGCUCAGAGAGGAUGGAAGAUCAGGGUCAGAGUAUUAUUCCAAUGCUUACUGGGGAAGUCAUUCCUGUGAUGGAACUGCUUUCAUCUAUGAAAUCACAUAGUGUUCCUGAAGAAAUAGAUAUAGCUGAUACAGUGCUGAAUGAUGAUGACAUCGGUGACAGCUGUCAUGAAGGCUUUCUUCUCAAUGCCAUCAGCUCACACUUGCAAACCUGUGGCUGUUCUGUUGUUGUAGGUAGCAGUGCAGACAAAGUAAAUAAGAUAGUAAGAACAUUAUGCCUUUUUCUAACUCCAGCAGAGAGAAAAUGCUCCAGAUUAUGUGAAGCAGAAUCACCAUUUAAAUAUGAGUCAGGGCUGUUUGUACAAGGUCUGCUAAAGGAUUCAACUGGAAGCUUUGUACUACCCUUCCGACAAGUCAUGUAUGCUCCGUACCCCACCACACACAUAGAUGUGGAUGUCAAUACUGUCAAGCAGAUGCCACCCUGUCACGAACAUAUCUACAAUCAGCGGAGAUAUAUGAGGUCAGAGCUGACAGCAUUCUGGAGAGCCACUUCAGAAGAAGACAUGGCUCAGGACACGAUCAUCUACACAGACGAAAGCUUCACUCCUGACCUGAAUAUUUUUCAAGAUGUCUUACACAGAGACACUCUAGUAAAAGCCUUCCUGGAUCAGGUCUUCCAUCUGAAGCCUGGCUUAGCCCUCAGAAGCACUUUCCUUGCGCAGUUUCUCCUCGUCCUUCACAGGAAAGCCUUGACGCUAAUCAAGUAUAUAGAAGACGAUACGCAGAAGGGGAAGAAACCCUUUAAAUCUCUUCGGAACCUGAAGAUAGACCUUGAUCUAACAGCAGAGGGCGAUCUUAACAUAAUAAUGGCUCUGGCUGAGAAAAUUAAACCUGGCCUGCAUUCCUUUAUCUUUGGAAGACCUUUCUAUACUAGUGUACAAGAAAGAGAUGUUCUGAUGACCUUUUAAUGUGUCCUUUGUUAAGCGUAUUUCAUCACAAUCAUGAUUGCUGUUACAGUAGCCAGUGGUGUGGAAGCAUCACUGUCCCUGGUCACCUCGGAAUCCUCAGCAGUUAAUGUUACUUUCACUACAGUUUCACGGAGCCACAAUAGGGAAUGGUGCAUUUUAUACUGAAUGUUUUUUUCGUGUACAUGCUCUUUUGAGAUUUACGUUUACAGUUAGUAAGUAUUAUUGCUAUCUCUUAUAGAUACAAUAAACUUGACCACAACUACUAUUUUUUUAAUAUUUAUGAUUCAUACAUUUACGUGUAUCAAGGUGAAAUCUGACUUAGCCUUUACAGGAUAAUACUAGUUCAAUUUCCAUCCUUUAUUAUUUCUUGGUGUGUAAGAUUACUGUAAUACCUUUGCAGUCAACUGAAAAUUAGAGUAUUUGAAGUUUUCAGUUUCACAAAAAGAACCGAAAUAUCUUGAAUAUAAUUUAGGUUUUAGGAAGAAGAUAUUGAGGAAACAGAUUUUUUAAUUAAAAUUAAUUAUUGUCCUGCUUAGUCCAUAGAAUUCAGACUAUGUAGAAGUGUCAGCCAGCUGUGUGUAGCCAGUGAUCAUGGUGAACUACAAUAUAUUUUUUCUUUAUUGUUGUCAAUAUCCUAUAGUUGGGCAAUAGCUAAAAAUACAGGAAAUUGAAUUUUAUUUUAGUUAUUUUCAACUCUUAAAAAUCAUUGUCAUUAUUUUUGAGCCAAAUUGAAAUGUGUGCCUCCUGUGCCUUUUUCCCCUUAGAAAACUGAAUUUAUAAUUAUUCAGAAGAAAUUAAGAUUUCACUGGUUAGUCAUUUCCAUCUUAUUUCCCUCUCGGAGAACGCACUGUGUGCCUAAUUUGGCACUAAGCUUGUAACUCCGAGACUAUAAAAUUCAUCAGAGAAUACACAUAUAAGGUCUUUUGAGAACAGAAAGAUUUCUCUCUUCUUUCCUAUAUUCUGCCUAUAUUUUUGAAGUUACUGCAAUAUUGCCUGUAUCACUUAAGAACUGCAGGACAAACUUUACUGAAGUAUUCUUUUCCUGGGUUGCUAUACUGGCAGAAUUAAAGGGUCCAUUUCUUUGGUUUCUUUACUAAGUUUGGACUUUUUUUUUUUUUGGCGAUCAAAUACUUGAUUAAGGUAAUUCUGUGCUUAAGACUAUAUUGCUAUAGGAGUGUACACAAAUACAGAUGUUUAUUUAAAACUGAAAGUAAUAUGUAAGGGAAAACAUUUGUAAAAAGGAUAAAAGUGAUAGAGCCUUUCUGCCCUCGCCUACCAAGUUUAACAAGAAAGACAUGUUCUAUUCUGAAGGACACAUAAUAAUUUCACAUCAUGAAUCAGAAAGAUUUAGACAUCUUAGUUUUGGGUUACACAUUGAACAUAAAAUGUUCAGUCAUAAAAUAUAUGUAGAAAUGUUCUCUGUCAUAAAAUACAUGUAGAUACUACUGUUUAAUAUCUCACAGUCAGUGCUUUUUACAUAACAGAUUCUAAGUGCUAAUUAUCGUCUUUUGCUGGUUUAUUAUAUUAUUAAAUAGAAUAUAAAUUGUACAGUGAAAUAAGUUAUUAAAGCACGUGUAAACAUUGUUAUAUAUAUCUUUUCUCUUAGAUGGAGAAUUUUAAAUAAAAUAUCUUUGAAAGUU